AUGGCUGUCUUAAGUAGAAAAAAAGUAGCAGAGAUCUUUUCAAAAUUUACCGCAUGCUUUUCCAGAAAUGCUUAUGUUGAUGAAUUGAAAAAUCUAAAUGAUAAAUUGACAUUAUGCAAUGAUCAGCUGUGUAGGAAAGAAGCACAAGUUUCUACAGAAAAUGAUCAACUGAGAAGGAAAGAAGCACAAGUUUCUACAGAAAAUGAUCAGCUGAGAAGGAAAGAAGCACAAGUUUCUACAGAAAAUGAUCAGCUGAGAAGGAAAGUAGCACAAGAUUCUACAGAAAAUGAUCAGCUGAGAAGGAAAGUAGCACAAGUUUCUGCAGAAAAUGAUCAGCUGAGAAGGAAAGAAGCACAAGUUUCUACAGAAAAUGAUCAGCUGAGAAGGAAAGUAGCACAAGUUUCUACAGAAAAUGAUCAGCUGAGAAGGAAGGAAGCACAAGUUUCUACAGAAAAUGAGCAUCUUAAAAGGAAGGAAACUCAGCUUUGUACAGAUAUUGAACAGAUAAAAGAAAGGGAAGCUCAGCUUUUGGCAGAAAAAAAUCACCUUGUUAAUGAUAAUUUUAAGCUGAAAACAGAGAAUGCAAAAAAGAAUGAAAAGAUAGAUAAGAUGAUGGCUGGAAUGAUGCAAAUGUUUUUCAAAUGGCAGAUGGAGUUGUAAGAUUGUACUUAAAAGAAGGUAUUUCAGCCAUGUCUAUUCAAAAAGAUCUGUGGACGUUUUUAUACUUAUUUUUAUGAAUAUUGUUAACUGCAUC
Mytilus californianus (California mussel) is the source of this 754-nucleotide messenger RNA. Its product is annotated as golgin subfamily A member 6-like protein 7. The transcript has 3 exons. NCBI's taxonomy places the organism in Eukaryota, Metazoa, Mollusca, Bivalvia, Mytilida, Mytilidae. Bases 1 to 660 code for a protein of 219 amino acids. The record is from RefSeq and is a predicted model, not a curated record.